Papaver somniferum (opium poppy) is the source of this 1797-nucleotide messenger RNA. Its product is annotated as geraniol 8-hydroxylase-like. Gene Ontology annotation, molecular function: heme binding; monooxygenase activity; oxidoreductase activity, acting on paired donors, with incorporation or reduction of molecular oxygen. Bases 140 to 1627 code for a protein of 495 amino acids. The transcript has 2 exons. NCBI's taxonomy places the organism in Eukaryota, Viridiplantae, Streptophyta, Magnoliopsida, Ranunculales, Papaveraceae. The record is from RefSeq and is a predicted model, not a curated record.
UAGUCAAUAAUGAAUUGUUACUCUCACUAUGCGCCACCAUUUAUUCUUCUACGUAUAUGAAUUCCGAGGGGCCAGUGCUCUCAUGUUGUGUUUCUCACUCACUGUUAUCAGAAUUUUAAGUUUGAGAAGGUGAAAAGAGAUGGAUUACCUGAAUCAUUUUCUGUGGAUUUUGGUUUCAUGUGCAUUUUUCAAAAUGUGUUCAUGGAUUACUAAAUCUUCACAUGCAAAUCUUCCACCUGGUCCGGUUUCUUUACCAAGCAUUGGAAACCUUUUUCAGCUCGGAAAAAAGCCUCACAAAUCACUGACUCGGCUUGCUGAAAUUUACGGACCCUUAAUGUCAUUAAAACUCGGUUCUAUAACCGCAGUUGUCAUUUCUUCUUCAACAAUAGCCAAAGAAAUUUUUCAAAAGCAUGAUCAAUCUAUUUCAAGUCGAAUCGUCCUAGAUGCAGUUAAGGUAUGUGAUCAUCAUAACACUUCAAUGAUAUGGUUACCUGUUUCUCCUCAAUGGAAAAAUCUUAGAAAAUUAGCAAAUUCACUCAUUUUCGCACCUCAAAAGCUUGAUUCAGAUCAACACUUAAGGCAGCAAAAGUUAAAUGACCUUAUUUGUCACGUUCGCGGAAGCGCGAGCUCUGGCUCUGUGGUUGACAUUGGUCAAGUUGCUUAUACUACCGCUCUAAAUUUGCUAUCAAAUACUUUCUUUUCAGUUGAUUUAGCUGGUUUCAGUUCAGAUUUUGAUUCCACUUUUGAAGCUGCUAUUAGAGGAGUAAUGACGGAAGUAAGCAAGCCAAAUUUUUCUGAUUAUUUUCCGAUUCUUAGAUUUUUGGAUCUACAAGGCUAUAGACGUCGUAUGAAGAACCAUUUUGGAGUACUGCAUGAGAUAUUUGAUAGGAUAAUAGAUCAGAAACUAUUGUCACAGCCCGAGGAGCGUAGCAAUUCAAGAGACAUUCUUGACAUGAUUCUCGAUCCAUGCACUGAUGGGAUUAAACUUGAACGGCAUGAAAUAAGAGCUAUACUUAUGGACUUCUUUUCUGCCGGAAUAGAUACUGCCUCAUCCACAAUAGAAUGGGCAAUGGCUGAGUUAAUUCGUAACCCAUCUAAGAUGAAAAAGGCUCAACAAGAGCUUUCAAACAUCAUAAGUAAGGAUCGACCUAUCGAAGAAAAAGAUAUCACUCGACUUCCUUACUUGCAGGCGAUUGUUAAAGAAACUUUACGUCUUCAUCCACCAGCUCCACUAUUAGUUCCUCACAAAGCAGAAAUUGAUGUUAAGUUCCAUGAUUUCGUUAUCCCUAAAGGUACCCAAGUACUUGUCAAUUUUUGGGCAAUCGGUCGAGAUCCUACCAUGUGGAAGGAGCCAACUUCUUUUCAGCCUGAGAGGUUUUUAUCUUUAAACAUUGAUUACAAAGGCCAAGAUUUUGAGUUCAUUCCAUUUGGAUCUGGACGUCGGAUGUGUCCUGGUUUACCUUUAGCACAUAGGAUGGUACAUUCAAUGUUGGGUUCACUUCUACAGUCAUUUGACUGGAAAUUAGAAAAUGGGUUGAACGCAAGAGAUUUGGAUAUGGAGGAAGAAUUUGGGAUUACAUUAGUGAAGGCCAAAGGUCUCCAAGCUAUUCCGAUUACUAGGUUAUAAUAUAUUAUGUAAUUUGGGUAUGUAUCAUGUUACAUGUAAAUUGGAGCUCUAGAUGAUUGCAAUUCGUGAUUACCUGUAACAAGGUUAAUUUGAUACAUUAUCCUAUAAAUUGUUUCAAAUGUACUCUGGAGUAUGAUAAAAGUUAUUGUUUCAUAAAUAUGACUUUCACU